AUCGAUAAAUUUCCGGGAUAUGCUCGGAAGUUGCUAAGCAAAGGAUACAACGAGUAUGGCGGCGGACAUUUGACGAUGUACCCAGCGAACGAACUCACAGAAUCUUCAACGGAGAAUAAACAAACGAUUCCUCAUUCGGUAAAAGCCAAAAUGCCAGCUGCGUCUGGAGUGAGACGUAUUAGUGGAGGUAAGAAAAAUGUUAAGAAAAUUCACUGUGCAUUUCACGAAAUCGUACAUUAAUUUCAGCUGGCCCCUAAAGGUGAAGAUCACUGCACAGUGAAAAUAGUGGAAGAAAUCAGAAAAUGACACCCACCCUACUCGAAUUUUGCAGUAUCCCCCCUGGUGUAGCAGAAAAUGUAUAGAGUUAGCAAAGACAACUUCCUUCGCUGCUUACUGCCGUACUUUGAAUCCAGUAAAAAGGUCUAAUUGGCCUGUUUUUGUAUCAAACCUGUGAAUUGGAGUCAUUGUCACUUGUAAUCUUCAACAUUUUUGUUCAAAUAUUUUUAUUGCAGAAAAGUUUGGUGAACGUCCUUUAUCACGUCAUGGCGAUAGACCCACAAGCAGCAGAUCUCUUGACAGUCCCUUGCAAACUGCAGCACAGUCACCCCAACAAAGGUCUUUUUAUUGUGAGGGAAGUAACCUUCAACGUCGAAGCUCAGAAGAGCUGAUCUCUUCUCAUGGUGCUGUCUUUGUUCCAAGGCCUCCAUCCAGACAAAAGACAGGUGGUCGCCCCAAAUCAGCCAAAGGGCGGGUGCGUCCUAACUCCCAUGUUGGAAGAGAAAGAAAAGCUUCAAGAGAGUGUUUGUCUGAUGUUGGAGAUCUAGUUUCCUGUUCCCCACCACUAAAACCACAGCUAUCUUUUUCAAAGUACAAGCCCCUUCCUUCUAUAGGCACAGGGCUUGUUCCUAAGACUGAUAAUUACCAUUCUCUAAGUGAAUUAUCUCAAAGUAGAACAAGAACACAAACUGACAGCAAUGAUACUGAUAAUGUGUCGACCUUGUCAAAAGCUACUGCAAGUUUAUCAUUACACUACUCCCUCCCUGAUGAACCAACAGAUGCAGAGCCAGAGAGACUUAAUCUUGCCAUAAAACUAUUGGAUGGUACUCGUCAUGAGAGAUGGUUUAGACCCACAGACACUCUAGGCGCGGUGUUGGCAUUUGCUGCAUCAGUUACUAAGGACGAGCUUCCUCCCUGUCUCAUUUGCACAAAUGAGGUGCCCAGAAGAGUUUUUGAUAAUUUUUCUCUAAGUUUGUCACAAGCUGGGAUAAACUCAAGAACAGUUGUCUAUCUUGAAGACUUGGUACCAUUAGAUAACAAUAGUAAAUAA
Messenger RNA from Porites evermanni, 1327 nucleotides. The record is from the annotation of a GenBank genome assembly. Lineage: Eukaryota; Metazoa; Cnidaria; Anthozoa; Scleractinia; Poritidae.